CAUACAUAAUUAAACUCUUUAAAUUGAGAUAAUUGAAAUAAUCUAUUAAAAUCAUUCUAGUUUUAAAAAGAUUAAUAAUACUGAAUGCAUUUUUAUGUACCACAACUAAUACCCAGUAAAUCUUUUAUUUGUGCUGUAAUUAUAAUAACCCAGUAACAUUCCGUUUUAAAAUUCACUUGUAAAAAAUUUGGUAAUACCCAGCAGAUCUUUGCUAACUACCAGAUUUAUAAGAUGCCAUCAUUUUCUAUCAAAAUUCAAUAACUUGGAAAACAACAAGAUAUAAAAUAUGCAGUAAUCAGAAUAAUCAGUUUUUCAUAAACUGUUGCAGUAUUCUUUUAAGCUCAGGGAAUAAAGUCAACCAUUUUCUUAAAAACUGUUUUGUAACUUUUUAAAAUAAAUUUUCAGCAAAGUGAUGCAUAAACCAAAAAAACAACUGGUUAUCUUAAAUAGUAUAACUGUUAUGCACAUAGUCAAAAAUAUUAGCCAAUGGUACUGUUCAGCAAAACAGAUGCCAAAAGCCUAUUAAUAUGGAAGCCGGUCGGUCUAUAGGUAAAAUAGGCACAACAACUGUUGUUUAGCAUUUGCCUAUCUAACACAACAAGAUAUGGUUGCAAUUCCGAUUUAAGAUCCUCUUCACAGCUUCGCACCUGGUGUAACCUGCAGGCUGCACAGGCUUUACAUGAAACGCAAUGUUUGCUGCUGCAGUGAAUUAAAUCUAAACAUUACUGCCUUAAGCUGGAUUGUUUACUUAAAGGAAUAAAGGUCGAAUUAUUGAUUGCAGAUUUUAAUUGCAUUUUCAAUAUUUCUUUUACUUACUGCCCAAUGACAUCUUCCACUUUUUCAUUCAUUCAAUAAAAAUGCAUUUUCUGGUUCUUUAAAAAUUUGUUUGGUCAUAAUAAAAUUCUUUGUCAUUUAUUGCUAUGACCCUUUGCUUGGAAAAUUCAAUUUCAAACAAUGCUUCGCAAUCUUGAAACUUUUUUAAUUGCCUCUUACAUCUAAGAACAGUUACAAAUUGGUGUGUUAUCUGAAAAAAAUCUUUUUUGUUGUCUAGAGAACGGUGACAACCAGUUUGAGUGCUUUUUCAAAUAAAAAUUCUUUAAAAUGAAAUGAAAAUCAACAUACAUCAUAAAAGCGCUGCUAAUGCCUUCAAACUGAUCGCCCCCACCUAUUCUUGUUGUAUCAGUUUGUAUAUAUUAGACAGCAUAUUCCCAGACCUCAGUAGGAUGCCAAAUGAGGAAUGGUUUCCUGCCUGUAAGUGGGCAAACAACAUCUCUUGACAUUCAGAAUGCUAACCUCGAUACUAGUGGCAUUUGUUUCUGUUUCCCAUCACUUGGUUGCCUCAGAGUGUUGCUCAUUAUAAGAAUAAACUACGUUAUUCUCCAGCUUAAGUUUGCGUGGAUUUGGAUAUAUUGGACACCCAACGCAAGCAAGUGCGGGCAGAAUGAUUGGUUUGGGUAAUUCUGAGCAAAGUCAAAGGUUCAGAGACCCAGAAACCCGUGAAUCAUUGCGGCACGAACGCAAAGUUGCUGCAAGAAGAAUUCAACGGGGCAGCAAAAAAAGAAAAGCAUCAACAGCAUCUGAGACUGGACAGGAUCUCCGGAGAAAGAGCAGCACCCCAUCAAUGUUCAAAGCACCCAGUCCAACUUUACUGGAUAAUGCUCAAAUAAUGGUGGACAAAUUAGACCCAAGUCAGUGUAUUCCUAACGAAGAUAAAGAUGCCUGGAAACUCAACAAUCAAGUCCCCGAAGCUUAUCACCUUGUGUCAGUUCCAGAUGAUGAUCAGGUUGCCCUGUUACCACCCUCCUCUCCUAGCAGUCCUGUGACCAAGUCUUUCCCGAGAAUCGGCCCAGACGACGAUGCUCCAAACCAGGACGACUCACAGCUGCAGGGGAACACUGAGUAUGAGUGCUGUGAACGUGUAAUCAUCAAUGUAAGUGGUCUGCGCUUUGAAACACAGCUCAAGACCCUUAGCCAAUUUCCAGAGUCACUGCUAGGAGACCCAGCCAGAAGAAACAGGUACUAUGACCCCCUGAGAAACGAAUACUUUUUUGACAGAAACAGGCCUAGCUUUGAUGCCAUAUUAUAUUAUUAUCAAAGUGGAGGAAGACUACGGAGGCCUGUCAAUGUACCUUUGGAUGUAUUCUCAGAAGAAAUCAAGUUCUAUGAAUUAGGAGAAGAGGCAAUCACAAAAUUCCGAGAGGAUGAGGGUUUCAUCAAAGAAGAGGAGCGAGUGCUUCCUGAAAACAAAAUACAGCGAAAGAUCUGGUGUCUUUUUGAAUACCCAGAGACAUCCCUUGGAGCACGUAUUAUUGCAAUUUUCUCAGUAUUAAUCAUUUUGUUAUCCAUUGUUAUAUUUUGCCUGGAAACUCUACCUGAAUUCAAACACUACAGGGUUGUUAAUACAACCAUCAAUGGCACUGGGCAUACUCUGGAGGAGGAUGACAUACCAAAAUUCAGUGAGCCAUUCUUUAUUAUAGAGACAGGGUGCAUAGUAUGGUUUACAUCUGAGCUACUUGUAAGAUUUGCUUCCUGCCCAGAGAAAUUGGGCUUCUUUAAAGACAUCAUGAACCUUAUAGACAUAGUUGCCAUCAUCCCUUAUUUCAUUACACUUGGCACAGUGAUUGCAGAUGAACAGGAAACUCCAGAACCUCAGAAGAAGCAACAGAACAAUCAAGCAAUGUCAUUAGCAAUCUUGAGGGUGAUCAGAUUGGUAAGAGUUUUCAGAAUAUUCAAACUAUCCAGACACUCAAAAGGAUUGCAAAUUUUAGGACAGACUCUAAAAGCUAGUAUGAGAGAAUUGGGUCUGCUCAUUUUCUUUUUAUUCAUUGGAGUCAUACUCUUCUCUAGUGCUGUGUACUUUGCAGAAGCGGACUCAGAUGCAUCACACUUCAAGAGUAUACCAGAUGCAUUCUGGUGGGCUGUUGUGACAAUGACCACUGUAGGUUAUGGUGAUAUGAGGCCUAUAGGUGUGUGGGGAAAGCUGGUUGGUUCUCUGUGUGCUAUUACUGGUGUGCUAACAAUUGCACUCCCAGUCCCUGUUAUUGUUUCCAACUUCAACUACUUCUACCACCGAGAGACUGAAAAUGAAGACAAGCAGCAAGCAUAUGUACAUGUUCAGUCUUGCCCCAACUUCCCAAGAAGAAAAACUGCUUCAUCGGAUGCAUCAGAUCAUGAGGAUGAUGAGGAAUCAGACAUAAUGGAAAUGGAAGAGGGUAUGGCAUUGACUACAGGUUUGGACAAACAGACAAAACAAAACCAUGCCAAUCUCUCCAAUGAUGCUAAUAACAUGAGCAUUGAAACUGAUGUAUGACUAGGAUCGUAAUUGGGAACUUUGGGAUUAUGUCUUAAUUUGCAUUAUGUUGGUUGACUUCUGCUUGACAGUUGAUUCAAGUUCAGUUGAUUACAUGUUCUUUAUUUAGGUUGGUUAAUGAGAGAAGUCAACAUACAUGUAUGCUGUUAAUUUGAAGUAUCUGGCUAUUUAAAAUAGCUAAAAGAUAGUAUUGAUGCUAACAGUGGGAUGGGAUGUUAAAAUUUUAUUAAUGCAAAGUUACCCCCUUGUCAGUAACAUUUUUGACAGAUAUAACUUCAAAUUAAUCACUUUUCUCCUUAUAAAGACAGUUACCUUUAUUGUGCACAUAUGCAAGAAUUUGACUCAUUUCGAAUGAACAAUUGCCUGACUGCUCCCCAAUUUUGAUGCACAAAUGAAAGUGAUAUUGAAACUUUGAAUUGAAAAAAAAAUGCUCUGCAGCCAAAUAGGACACUGACUACAGUAACCCCUUAUGUUACAUGGGAAAAGUCUUCAUGAUUUGAUAGUAUACACAUACAGAUACACUGUUUUUUUGCUUUGCAAACAGCACAUAAUUGCACAUUUACUUCAAUGGAAGGUGGUCUUCGGUUGUCUAUCGGUAGUUCUUAAUCCUAUUUCCAUGGAUUUAUCAGUAAUUACACAAAAGCCUACAGGCCUUACAGCAACGGUAUGUGAAAUCUCUAAUGACUGGAUCGAUGCAGUUGAUUUCCUCUAGAGCCCUGAGUAUGGAACUUGCAAGACACAGAGAGCUAGAGACAGCCUGGUUAUCAUCCUGCUCAGCCUAUCCAUACAAACUGAAUUAAGAGACCCCAUGAUGCUAGGCCCAACUCCACCAUCAUCACACCAAGUAUGAAGGUCCCAAAGUCCAUGCAAUAAAGGUCACUAACUGACUAAAUCCAACAGGAUUUUGCCCAUGGGUAAAAUGCCCUGAUAAUGCACACCUUACUACCAACCUUACAGUGAAGUGAAAUUGGCAAAGAAGAUUGAUGCCAUGGACUUCAUGUUUCUGCCGAUCAUGGAUUAUGGAGAUGACUGUUGGCAAGAAUGAUAUCAAUAAGACAUGCCAUACUAAGUGCAUAGAUUAAUUUUAAAAAAAUCUGAAAUUAUACAUCUGCUGGGAUGUAGCACUCUAUUGAAACAAGGUAGUCUAUGGAAGAUUAAUGGUUGUGGCAGACUAAAAGCAGCGAUGGUACAGGUGAAAGAAAUGGCCCCAACAAUGGUGUAUUCUGAAGAGACAAUGUCACAGGACCAAGUGUGCUGUCCUUUGAUACCAUAAGGAGGGCAACUACUUUAUGGUAACAAACACCAAAAAA
Molecule: messenger RNA, 4620 nt
Organism: Lingula anatina
Lineage: Eukaryota; Metazoa; Brachiopoda; Lingulata; Lingulida; Lingulidae
Product: potassium voltage-gated channel protein Shaker
Biological process (GO): protein homooligomerization; action potential; potassium ion transmembrane transport
Cellular component (GO): membrane; voltage-gated potassium channel complex
Molecular function (GO): protein binding; delayed rectifier potassium channel activity
Source: RefSeq, a predicted model, not a curated record